This is a messenger RNA of Rana temporaria (common frog), 872 nucleotides long. Its product is annotated as chymotrypsinogen A-like. The transcript has 7 exons. Gene Ontology annotation, biological process: proteolysis. The record is from RefSeq and is a predicted model, not a curated record. The coding region runs from base 33 to 824 and encodes 263 amino acids. Gene Ontology annotation, molecular function: serine-type endopeptidase activity. Lineage: Eukaryota; Metazoa; Chordata; Amphibia; Anura; Ranidae.
GCUUUUGUCACCAUAGCCAAGUAAAGUAGAAGAUGGCAAUCCUGUGGGUCCUGUCCUGUCUGGCCUUGCUCAGCGGAGCCUAUGGCUGUGGUGUUCCCGCCAUCAAUCCAGUUAUCUCCGGCUACGCCAGGAUUGUGAACGGUGAAAACGCCGUCUCUGGUUCUUGGCCAUGGCAGGUGUCUCUUCAGGACAGAACCGGAUUUCACUUCUGCGGUGGUUCCCUUAUAAACAGUCUCUGGGUUGUCACUGCUGCCCACUGCGGAAUCUUAACUACCGACGUUGUGGUCCUGGGAGAAUACGACCAGUCCUCCAAUGCUGAGGCCAUCCAGGUCUUGUCUGUCGGCAGAGUCUUCAAACACGCUCAGUACAGCUCCUUUACCUUUGUCAAUGACAUCACCCUGAUCAAGCUGGCCAGCCCCGCCGCCCUCAGUGACCGCGUGUCCCCCGUGUGUCUCGCUGCUUCCUCCGAUGUCUUCAAUGGAGGAGAAAAAUGCAUCACCAGCGGAUGGGGAUACACCAAUGCUGCCGCACAAACCAAGCCAGCUCAACUCCAGCAGGUGGCUCUUCCUCUUCUGACCAACACUCAGUGCCAGACCUACUGGGGAACCAGAAUCAGGGACACCAUGAUCUGCGCUGGUGCCUCCGGUGCCUCCUCCUGCAUGGGUGACUCUGGUGGACCCCUCGUGUGCGAGAGGAACGGAGCCUGGACCCUGGCCGGUAUUGUGUCCUGGGGCAGCUCUACCUGCGCUACAAAUUCUCCUGGAGUCUACGCCCGCGUCACCGCCCUCCGAUCCUGGGUGGACCAGACUCUUGCCGCUAACUAAAUACCAUCCAAUUUAUUUAUGAUACUCAAUAAAGUAACUUUUAAACUA